GCUUGAAUAGCGCGUCAGUCGGUAUUGGAACCUCUCUCGCGGUAGUUGUUAUGCGUUUACCUACGAGUGCGUAUAAUAGAAGAUCGUGACAGUCUUCCAAAUGACCGCAGGUCAUUUGCAGGGAGAAACGGUAAUUUAGUGAUCCGAAUUGCUCUGUGGGUACGUGACAAUCAGCUCUGUGAUCUAUUCGAAGUUGUGCGAACUUUUCACUUGAAAUACGAUCAUACAUCCGGAGCUGACCUAUCGUGAGGUGAUAGAGUUGCACAACCUCCAUUGAUGGGCGGAGGCUUUUAAGUCGUAACAGGUUAUUUCUUCGCAUCGGUCAGCGGCAUUGUCAUACUUCAAGUUCAAGUGUCCACUUAUCAACCUGAGAGGCUGCAUGCGUACAAAAUAGUUGCGUCUAGCUACUAUCUGAUAGAUUAAACCUCAAAAUGUCUUCCCACAGUUGCCUAAUCGCGGGCAUUUUACUGUGCCUCGCAUAUCUUGUUGACGCUCAAAGCAGAUGCUGCGAACAGUAUUGCUACAGCCAGGAUAAUGAUCGAACUCAAUCGAAACACUUUGCCACCAAAACUGCCUAUGAGGUCAUCCGAGGAUCUAUCUCCAGCCGGGAGCACAUCGUACCUGAUUGUCGCGCGUCCAAGUUCUGGCUUCUGAGUCGCCACGGGACACGGCUCCCCGGGAAAAAGGACAUCGAAUUUCUUUCCAGAACAUUGAACAACCUUCGCGAUUCUAUAUUGGAUAACUAUGAAAACAGGAGAACCGCUCCUGAUACUGGCAGAAUGUGCCCGGAUGAUUUGGAGCUGUUACGCAAUUGGCGCUGGGAUAGCAAUAUAACGGUUGACUACGAGUCUUUCCUGACGGUGCAAGGAUGGAACGAUCUCAAGUUUCUAGCUAGACGAGAGCAGGACCGAUUCAAUGAGGUUUUCUAUGGUCCGUAUGUCAAGGAACGCUAUCUGUUCCGUCACACGGCGACCCAGCGAACGGAGGCUAGCUUUAAGGCGUUUGUCGAAGGUCUCUUCGGGGAUAACGCGUAUAACCAAAUCAGUGCUGAACCGGAACCAAACGACGAUACUCUGCUUAAGCCGUACGAUUUUUGUCCGGCGUAUGACACAAACAAAGACAAAAACAAUCAACCGGACUCGGAAGUGACUAAAUUCGUUUCGUCACGUUUAUUCACGCAAACCCUUUCGGAUAUAUCAAUGCGGUUGGGCUUUCGUUACAAUUUGAGUGUCGACCAGGUAGAAGCCAUGUGGGAUGCCUGUCGGUAUGAGCAAGCGUGGCAUUUACAGCAACUGAGUCCGUGGUGCAGUGUGCUUACCAAAGACCAAGUCAACGUGCUGGAGUACAAAGAAGAUUUGAAGUAUUAUUACCAGAAUAGUUACGGCUACGAGAAGAGUCCGGAUCUUGCCUGCUACGCAGUAGCAGACAUGAUGAAGCACUUCAGUCGACCGGAUAAUCCUCAAGCAGUUGCUUACUUCACUCACGAAUCUGAAAUUCAGAUAUUCCUUACUGCCUUGGGGACACUGAAAGAUCUGGACGCACUACGAGCGGACAACUUUCACUCCAUGCGGAACCGCAAGUUUCGUUCGAGUGCUUCAACUCCAUUCGCUUCCAAUGUUGCCGCCGUUAAAUACCAAUGCGCCGAUCCAGUGGAACCGGUGAAAGUUAUAUUUUUCCUCAACGAAAAAGCGCUAAUGUUUGACUGGUGCAACGUUGGCUUGUGCAACUGGUCGGAAAUGGUUCGACAGUUCAAACGAUAUACUGACGGAAACUGUGCCAAGUUAUACUGUGGUGGAAGUACAGCAACAACUAGGCAGAUACCUUCGUUGCUGAUGAUUGUAGCGGUAGCUAUUGCUACUUCUUUAGUGUUAGGCAAAUUGAUAAAAUAGAGGUGCUAUCUAUUGCGAAAGAUGUUCUAAAAUUUAAAUAAAAGUUGAAUAGUUUCAACUAAAAGUAAAACGACUAA
Wyeomyia smithii (pitcher-plant mosquito) is the source of this 1966-nucleotide messenger RNA. RefSeq names its product multiple inositol polyphosphate phosphatase 1-like. Gene Ontology annotation, molecular function: inositol phosphate phosphatase activity; acid phosphatase activity. Lineage: Eukaryota; Metazoa; Arthropoda; Insecta; Diptera; Culicidae. The record is from RefSeq and is a predicted model, not a curated record. The transcript is spliced from 5 exons. Bases 432 to 1889 code for a protein of 485 amino acids.